AUGCCGAGCUAUACUUUACAUUAUUUUGAUUUUGAUGCAAGAGCUGAACUGAUCAGGCUCAUCUUUGCAUAUGCUGGAAUCGAAUAUAAAGAAAUUAAUUAUGAUUUCCAGGAAUGGCCCACUAUUAGAGAAAAAUUCCCCUACCAAACUAUGCCUGUUUUAGAGAUCGAUGGCAAGCAACUUGCUCAGAGUGGUGCUAUCACUCGAUACCUCGCUCGUGUUGCUGGAAUCGACGGUAAGAACAGUACAGAAAAAGCAAGAGCUGACAUGUAUUCAGAAACCUUUAUUCAAGAAAUCAUAGAAAAGUCUUAUUCAUUCCGUAUUCCUUUGAUUGAGCCUGAUGAGGAGAAAAGGAAAGAAAUAGCUCAGGAAUUUCUGAAAGAUAAAUUGACUCCAUUUUUCGAUCGACUCGAAGAGCAAUUCAAGAAGAAUGGUGGUGGCCCCUGGUUUUGUGGCGAAACGUUUACCUUUGCAGACUUGUCCUAUUUCCGCAUGAUAAACAACGUAAUGGAUUUGGUAAUGAAAGUUGAAACUCCACAUCCUGAAAUUCGUGCUGUCUACGAACGCGUAGCCAAGCUUCCACGCAUUGCUGAUUAUCAGAAAAAUAAGAAACAACGACCAUUUUAAGCAUUUUUUAACAAUAUUUCUAGAAUAUAGUAUAUAGCCGAAGUUAAGACCCUUUGAAAAUAUUAGACAUCAGUAGCGAUUUGUCAAACUCGGUACGCAAUGAAAUUAUUUC
Trichoplax adhaerens is the source of this 739-nucleotide messenger RNA. RefSeq lists its product as hypothetical. Gene Ontology annotation, biological process: glutathione metabolic process. NCBI's taxonomy places the organism in Eukaryota, Metazoa, Placozoa, Uniplacotomia, Trichoplacea, Trichoplacidae. The record is from RefSeq and is a predicted model, not a curated record. Bases 1 to 627 code for a protein of 208 amino acids. Gene Ontology annotation, molecular function: glutathione transferase activity. The transcript has 5 exons.